Messenger RNA from Salvelinus fontinalis (brook trout), 6828 nucleotides. RefSeq names its product leucine-rich repeat and fibronectin type-III domain-containing protein 4-like. The record is from RefSeq and is a predicted model, not a curated record. Gene Ontology annotation, molecular function: protein binding. Bases 849 to 3599 code for a protein of 916 amino acids. The transcript is spliced from 3 exons. NCBI's taxonomy places the organism in Eukaryota, Metazoa, Chordata, Actinopteri, Salmoniformes, Salmonidae.
GCCAUUCCAAUUCCAUCUUUCCCCCCUUCUAUCGAAAGCCAGGACUGCUCAAGGCUCUCCCUCCUCCCUUUCCCUCUCACAUCUCAGUAGCAGACACACUUUGCAGUCUCUCCCUCGCUCACACACACGCUUGCUGCAGCAGAAGCCACAAAUCAGACUGGUACAGCACCGGACGGCAGGGGAAAAGAACGUCAAAACAAGCGAUUGAGUUGUGAAUAAGCACGGCGACCACAGAGGUGAAACAUGCAACCGUAAUAGGUUGUUGACGUCUACAGUUAAUAACCUACUUUAACAGCACUGUUCCUUUCCCUGGGCUUGUCUGGACGACUAAAACACAAAAAAAGGCAGCAUGACGGAAGGAACAAGGGAGUGAAAAGGAAUUGUUACCCUUCCCACACAGUGGGAAACUGGGAGGAGAAAGGGGGUUGGAGGUCAGGUGGUUAAAGCUGCUCUCCAACAGAGAUAAAACACAGACUUGGGGAUGUUCUAGAGCCGCACUGAUUCUGCAAAGGACAGAUGCGCAGCGAGAGGAAAGAGGGGUCUGAAUACCAAUAACUGCAGAGUAAAGAGAAGAGACUGGAUACUGUCCUGGGAGAAGACUGAAGGCUGCAAUUAGUGAAUAGAUGGAGGGUAAACGCUACGAAGCAGACUGAAAUGUUUCACACAUUUCAAAUAUUUUGUUAUCUAGGAAACAUAAGCUUGUCAUCUCUGAAAGCCUCGGGGCUCAUGCUUGAAAAACUACAUCUGAUUAUUUCGAUUCAUGCUCCAGUUACCAGAACGAAUCAAUGGACUUGGCAUCCUGAACAGCAUAAGCAGCAAACUUCUGUCAAUGGAUAACCAGCUCAACAAUGCCUAAAUCCAAAUCACAAAUAUCACACCCAUACUCUCCACCCCGCUCAAAAUCCUCUCGGAGGCCCUCUCCAAAGCAACAGUCUCUAAAAGGUGUCCACCCGGAAAUAAACCUGUUAUCUCCUAUUGAACUCAAGCCAAAAGUCACCAGCCCUUCCCUGAGACCCCCUGCCUGCUCUAUGACCCCACAGACUGUAGUCUGGCUGGCCGUGGUGACCUGCUCCUGUGUGUUCUCUGCUCUGCUGGGCCCGGGCGUGUCCGCUGGAGAGACCUGGGGCAUGGUCUCCAUCUGUCCCUUCCACUGUGUGUGCCGAAACCUCUCAGAGUCUCUGAGCACGCUCUGUGUCAACAAGGGCCUGCUGUUCGUCCCUCCUGACAUUGACCGGCGCACAGUGGAGCUCCGUCUGGCUGACAACUUCAUCCUGGAGGUGGGCAGAGUGGACUUUGCCAACAUGUCAGGCCUGGUAGAGCUAACUCUGUCCAGGAACACCAUCCAUGCCCUGAAACCUCUGGCCUUUGCUGACCUUGAGAACCUGCGUUCACUCCACCUGGACACCAACCGGCUGACCGUGGUGGGGCCAAAAGACCUGUCCGGCCUGACUAACUUGCAGCACCUCAUCAUCAACAACAACCAGCUGACCAACGUCUCCACUGAAGCAUUUGAUGACUUCCUGCAGACGCUGGAGGAUCUGGACCUGUCCUACAACAACCUGAGGAAGGUCCCCUGGGAGGCCAUCCAGAACAUGGCCAGCCUGCACACUCUCAACCUGGACCACAACCUCCUGGACCACAUCGCCGAGGGAUCGUUCGGAGAACUCUACAAGCUGGCUCGUCUCGACAUGACGUCCAACCGGCUGCAGACUCUGCCCCCUGACCCCCUGUUCUCCCGCUCCCAGACAGGCGUGGUCAGCCCCACCCCCUACAACGCUGUCAUCAGCCUGAGCUUCGGUGGGAACCCCCUGCACUGUAACUGUGAGCUGCUGUGGCUGAGGCGGCUGAUCCGCGGGGACGACAUGGAGACGUGCGCCACUCCCGUCCACCUGGCUGGGCGCUACUUCUGGUCCAUUCCAGAAGAGGAGUUCACCUGUGAGCCUCCGCUCAUCACACGCCACUCCAACAAGCUGUGGGUGCUGGAGGGCCAGAGGGCCACGCUGAGGUGCCGUGCCAUUGGAGACCCAGAGCCAAUCAUCCACUGGAUCUCCCCAGACGACCGCAUCGUAGCCAACUCCAGCCGUGUGCACUCCUACUACAACGGAACCCUGGACGUGCUGGUGACCCGUGCCCGUGACGAUGGGGCCUACACCUGCAUUGCCAUCAAUGCUGCCGGGGAGGCUACGGCCCUGAUAGACCUGAAGAUCAUCCCCCUCCCUCACCGUGGCAACAACACUGUCCCCCUAACCAGCCCCCGAGGGGACCCUGGGUCAUCAGAUAUCUCCAGUGGGAGAAGAGGGGCAGGCCGGAACAGGAAGGGUGAUGGAGGGGUGGUGACUGUCAAGAACGCCACAGAGGGGGAGAGUGGAGAUGGAGAUGCCAGUGAGCAUUUGGUGGGGGUCCUGGGAGCGACUGCCACCUCUGCCCAGGUGCGCUGGGUCCUGGGCCGGGCCACUGGGCCGUACCUGGUGUGGAUGUACCAGAUCCAGUACAACUGCACUGCAGACGACGCCCUGGUGUACAGGAUUCUGCCUCCAACAAGCAACGCUUUCCUGCUAAAGAACCUUGUGUCUGGAGCCGACUACAGCCUUUGUGUCCUGGCCAUCUUUGACGACGGGCUGUCCACCCUGGCCACCACCAAGGUCCUGGGCUGCACCCAGUUCAGCACCAAGGAGGACUUCCCAGAGUGCCGUUCCCUGCAGGCGCACUUCCUGGGCGGAACACUGACAAUCAUGGUGGGCGGGGUCAUCGUGGUGAUGCUGCUGGUGUUCACCGUGGCGAUGAUGGUGAGGCACCGCGUCUGUGGAGACUGCAGAGACGAGGGUCACUACACUGCCCAUCACCAUGACAACUUCCUGCCCUCCAAGGGAGAAGUGGACGUUUACGCUCAGACCAAUGGGAACGGGAGAGUGAUGAUGGUGGCUCUGCCCAAAGGCAUUCUUGGCCAAAAGGGUAAGCCCCUGCCAUCGAAAACCAAACCCCAAGCCAAGAACAAGCCCAGGACAACGCUUGACUCUGAUCGGCUCAGUGGAGAGAGAAAGGCUGAGGAGCUGAGCGUGAGGGGGAAAAGAUUCCCCCCUUUCACCCCUGAGAGUGAGAGAGUGACACUGUACUACACCCCUGCCAACACCUCCCAGACCUUACCCCAUCCCAGAGCUCACAAGGCCCGGAGACACUCAGGCAAGCUCAAGCUGCGCCGCUCUGAGGAGAGGGAGAAAGACUUGGACAAAAUGGUGGGCUCCAGAUGCAGCCUGGACUCCGGGGCCCAAGGGGAGGAGGGGCGGUUGGAUGACUGGAGGGGCGAUCGUCCGCCACUCGGGAGGACACGCAGCUGCUCCUUUGAUGUGGGCGAGAUCACCACAACAACCUGCUACAGCUAUGCCAAGCGACUGAGUGUGAUAUGGACCAGGAGGAGCCAGUCGGUGCACGGCAUGCUGGUCCAGUGCGCCUCAACGGCCAGUUCAGCGAGCAGCAUGGGCAGCGACCAACAGCCCCCUGCCCUCACACAUGGCUACCUGCACGCCUUCAACACCUCCAACUCUAACUCUAACACCAGAGUGGCUGCCAAAGUUGGAGACCUGGAGGGGAGUGUUGUGUAGGGUGGAGAGGAGGAGGAGAGAGGGACAUAAUGGAAACAAAGACUGAAACUGACAAAAUGGUGGAUGUAAAAGAUAUACAAGCCAUUUGGCUUUAUAGCUAGAAUCCUUAAUUGAAACAAAGCGUUCUCCCUGCCCGUUUUAGCCAAAAAGCUAAGGGAUGGGCCUGGAUAAAUGUAACCGCUCAAAUUCAUAGCGGUAUGGAUGCAAGGACUAACAAUCCAUGAUAUCAAAUGUAUAGUUUUAACCAUGUUUUAAGGCUAUACAGGGUUUGCUUACAUUUAUUUACAAAUUUUGGAGUAAAACAAGCUUAUAUUUUGGGUUUUGAAGGGGUACGACAGUUGAACUAAGCUCACGAGGAAUUUAGGUUACAGUGCAUUCGGAAAGUAUUCAGACACCUUGACUUUUUCCACAUUUUGUUACAGCCUUACUCUAAAAUUGAUUACAUGGUAUUUUUUCCUCAAUCUAUAAAACAAUACCCCAUAAUGACAAAGCAAAAACAGGUUUAGAAAUGUGUGCAAGUUCAUUAAAAAAAUAAUAUAUAUCAUAUUUACGUAAGUAUUCAGACUCUUUACUCAGUACUUUGUUGAAGCACCUUUGGCAGCGAUUACAGCCUCAAGUCUUCUUAGGUAUGAUGCUACAAGCUUGGCACACCUGUAUUUGGGGAGUUUCUCCCAUUCUUCUCUGCAGAUCCUCUCAAACUCUGUCAGGUUGGAUGGGGAGCGUGCUGCGCAACUAUUUUCAAUCGGUUUCAAGUUCAGCCUCUGGCCGGGCCACUCAAGGACAUUCAGAGACUUGUCCCGAAGCCACUCCUGCAUUGUCUUGGCUGUGUGCUUAGGGUCGUUGUCCUGUUGGAAGGUGAACCUUCGCCCCAGUCUGAGGUCCUGAGCAGGUUCUCAAGGAUCUCACAAACAUUUUGCUACACCCGCAAUAACAUUUGCUAUACACAUGUGACAAAUAAAAUUAUUUGUACUUUGGUCCAUUCAACUUUUCCUCCAUCCUGACUAGUCUCCCGGUCCCUGCCACUGAAAAACAUCCCCACAGCAUGAUGCUGCCACCACACUUCACCAUAGGGAUGGUGCCAGGUUUCCUCCAGAUGUGACGCUUGGCAUUCAGGUCAAAGUGUUCAAUCUUGGUUUCAUCAGACCAGAGAAUCUUGUUUCUCAUGGUCAGAGUCUUUAGGUGCCUUUUGGCAAACUCCAAGCGGGCUAUCAUGUGCCUUUUACUGAGGAGUGGAUUCAGUUUGGCCGCUUGACCAUAAAGGCCUGAUGGGUGGAGUACUGCAGAGAGGGUUGUCUCCACAGAGGAACUGGAGCUCUGUCACCGGGUUCUUGGUCACCUCUCUGACCAAGGCCCUUGCUCUAGGAAGAGUCUUGGCGGUUCUAAAUUUCUUCCAUUUAAGAAUGGAGACCACUGUGUUCUUGGGGGCCUUCAAUGCGGCAUACAUUUUUUGGUACCUUUCCCCAGAUCUGUCCCGACACAAUCCUGUCUCGGAGCUCUACGGUCAAUUCCCUUGACAUCAUGGCUUGGUUUUUGCUCAGAUAUGCACUGUCAACUGUGGGACCUUAUAUAGACAGGUGUGCUUUUCCAAAUCAUGUCCAAUCAAUUGAAUUUAUCACAGGUGCACUCCAAUGAAGUUGUAGAAACAUCAAGGAUGAUGAAUGGAAACCGGAUGCACCUGAGCUCAAUUUCAAGUCUCAUAGCAAAGGGUCUGAAUAUUUCUGUAAAAAAGGUACCUGUUAAUUAAAUUUUAAUAAAUGUGCAAAAAUGUCUUAAAAAAACUGUUUCCCCUCCCCCCCCCAAUUUUAGAAUGAUUCUUGAAGAAUAUACAGUGGAAUGGGUGUAUAUCAUUUAUUUUGAUGUCCGAAAUGGAUGUAGCAACCAAUGAUUCUAGAUUUCUUAAAAGACAAGGACAUACAUUUAAAAGCACAAAAUGCAUUGCACAAGGAACCUAGCACAUGGUGAAGAAGAUAAGCCACGUACGGUGUGGGCAGAUGGGAGUGAUGACAAGUAUAAAAAAUAAAAGUACAACGAAGUCUGCUUUAAUGAUGUAAGAGACUGACUACAACCUGAGACUUCUGUUUCAAUAAGAUAAAUGAAACAAUUAAUGAAUUGCAGUAAAUAAAUCAACCGCUACUCAACAGCAGCACGACUCGACAUUGAAUUGCAAACCGCUGAGUAGAUCAGGCAUCAAAAUGGAUCAUAUGAAAACUGUGACGAUCAGAUGCCAGUCCAGUGAUCAUAUGUUUGUUUGAGAAGGGCAGGAAGCAGCCUAUCGGCAAACACAGAGGAGUUUGUCUUUGAGCUGAGAGAGGAAGAGAGAUAUGGGGAGAAAGAGGGGUAGAGAAGGUGGCUGGGGGAGUAGCUCUGAGAAACCAGUACACAGAAAUAGGCUACAUGUCUAUUGGUGCCAUUUGUCAUAUUAAAUACUACUCUGUAGUGUACAGUCAUACCCACAAAGGCCCUCUGAACUCAAUUAGCAUGAGUUGUGUGAUGGAGUGGGAGGGGGGAUAGUGAGAGAAGGGCAUGCAGCAGUUUCCACUUUUCUUGCCAGAGGCAAACUGGUGCCCUAUUUCGCACAAUUAAAAAGUGCUGAUUGGUGAAUUCACACAAACACAUUGUGAACUCUGCCCAGCGGUGCUCAAACCACUGACCUGCAGUUCUGCAAUCAACCACUGUUCACAUCGUAGAGGACAGAUAUGUCAUGUUCUACUGACAAGUCCCAUUAAUAUCAGAUCUGCAGAUCUGGUUGGCUGUGGAUAAAGUUGAGCACUUUAGACCAGUUCAGGAGUUCCCCGUCUCAGAAAAAGCUCUAACGUCUCCAAUUUAUAGGAUAAGAAAAUGUAAAAAUGUUCAGAGUUCUUUUAGCCAGUCCUGAUUUCAUUUAACCUCGUACCAUCCAACUCAUUCACCAUGGUUGGCUGUUCUCUGCCCCUGCAUCUAAAACCCUACCCUAGCUGUGAGACGGCCAGAAAGAAUAGGAUUUUAAGUGAGUGCUUUGACUUUUUCACCUCAGAUGUAGAGCAAAGGUUUUCCCAUUCACGACUAGAUAUUUGAGUAGAAAAACAGGGUGAUUUAACCUAACAAAAUCUCUUGGACCAGCAUUUUAACCCACCCAUUUGAAUUUAAAAAUCACCAAUCUACUCCCCGUUACAAAGUGGAUAAGACUGACACUCAAUCCACAUAAAACCGACCAACUUUAAUCAAAAAUCCUAAAAAGGCAAUUUUUUUU